Molecule: messenger RNA, 1278 nt
Organism: Ostrinia furnacalis (Asian corn borer)
Lineage: Eukaryota; Metazoa; Arthropoda; Insecta; Lepidoptera; Crambidae
Product: zinc metalloproteinase nas-13
Exons: 6
Coding region: 335-1141 (268 amino acids)
Biological process (GO): proteolysis
Molecular function (GO): zinc ion binding; metalloendopeptidase activity
Source: RefSeq, a predicted model, not a curated record
AGUCAAGGCAAGUACGAGUUUGAGUGUGACACUAAGCAGAAGUCAUUAACAUUCGGUUUGCGAAAUAAGUGAUUAUCGUGCGGCUAAAAGGUGUCCCAUUGGGAGCUCAGCGGGGUCCUUCAUAGAUAAAGCUAAGUGGCGAAAUAAAAUCCACUUAAUGUCGAAAUGCAGGUGUUAGAUAUUGCUUAUCUAUCUAAUUAGGUGAUCGAUUGUCUAUCCCAUUGUUAUACACACUAGGACCUCCUCUUUAAAUAUAAGUGCUGGAAACAUGGAAUUUACAGUGGAGUGUUGUCACCUGUCACAGUAUUAAGGUGGUAAAUUAAAUUUUGUAAAAAUGCAGGCUUUUGUUUUAUUCAAUUUCUGCCUGAUAUUUGUUAUUUCAUCGAGCGCGCCAGUUAAAGAGGAGAACAAUCUCAAUGAAGCCAAAGAUUUUAGUGGAGAUGUUGGGGAAGAAGGCAAAUUAUUUGAGGGCGACAUGUUAUUGUCGUCGCAGCAACAUCGUGCGAUACACACUGCGACACAACAGCGCAACGGACUGUUGGGUGGUUCCAAACGCUGGCCGGAGCGCACUGUUGCCUAUCACAUCGAAGAAGAUGACUUCGAUGAGGAUCAAAUCAAAAUGAUUGAAGAAGGGAUGGCGGAUAUCGCUAAUAAGUCUUGUAUAAAAUUCGUGCCCAGAGCUUCUGAUGGUGACCAUGCUGUAAUAAUACAGGGUUCUGCGAACGGGUGCUUCUCUAGCGUAGGGUUUAAUACUCCAGGCGACGACGAUGACGAAGAGGUCAGUCAGGUGCUGAACCUAUCCAAGGGCUGCUUCAGACAUGGCACAGUAGUCCAUGAGAUGCUGCACACCCUGGGUUUCUAUCACAUGCAGAGCACAUACGAUAGAGAUGACUACGUCAAAAUUGUAUGGGAAAAUAUAAAAGCUGGCACAGAACACAAUUUUGCCAAAUACACGAAUGACACGGUAACCGAUUUCGGAGUGCCGUACGAUUAUGGCAGUGUAAUGCAUUAUCCUGAAACUGCUUUCUCUAAAAAUGGGAAUAAAACUAUAAUUGUAUUGAAGGAUGAUGCAGUGAUAGGCCAAAGAAAUGGCAUGUCUGAAAGUGAUAUUCUGAAGCUGAACAGAAUGUAUUGCGAAUAGUCUCAAAAUGUCAUUGAAGAAUGCUGAACUAUGAAAUGCUAUGUAACGUCUCAAUAACGGCUGCUUGACCCUGAAGUGUUUUUAUUGAUAGAGUCGAAUUGGCAAUAAUCUGUGAAUAAAAGUUUUCAAAACUGAAA